Anopheles funestus (African malaria mosquito) is the source of this 3170-nucleotide messenger RNA. RefSeq names its product cytochrome P450 4d1-like. The record is from RefSeq and is a predicted model, not a curated record. The transcript has 11 exons. Gene Ontology annotation, molecular function: iron ion binding; heme binding; oxidoreductase activity, acting on paired donors, with incorporation or reduction of molecular oxygen. NCBI's taxonomy places the organism in Eukaryota, Metazoa, Arthropoda, Insecta, Diptera, Culicidae.
GAUGGAGACGCAUUCCGUCGGCAUUCGUUGAAUCGUGCCUGCGUGUAGUGGACGGGCCCGGACGGUGCGCAGUAUCCAACCGGAACGGAAAUCACAUUUUGCUAUUCACGAUCGCAGUGUAACGCACUGCACGUUUUGGGCAUCAUGCUGGCGAUAAUCGUAAGCGGUGUAGCGUUGCUAGUGUCGAUCGCUAUUUGGUGGACGGUGGCAAAUUUUGGCAGCGCGCUACGGUACGCCGGUAAACUUGGUGGACCCGUGGCAUACCCACUGGUGGGUAAUGGGUUACUGUUUAUCAACAAAACUCCCGCCGAGUUCCUUCAACUGCUCGGGAAGCUGAUCGGACAGUAUGGCAAAUGUUUGCGUGUUUGGCUCGGUACACAGCUGAUCGUGCUCGUUACCGAUCCGAAGGACAUUGAGGUACUGCUGAGCAGUCCAAAGUACAUAGAAAAAUCCAGCGAGUAUGACUUCAUCCGUCCAUGGUUGGGUGAAGGGCUGCUAAUAAGCCGCGGUCGGAAGUGGCAGACGCGUCGGAAAAUCAUUACCCCAACGUUUCAUUUUAAAAUUUUGGAACAGUUUUUGGAAAUAUUCGACCAGCAGGGUAAUACGUUCGUCGACAUACUGCGUCUGUUUGCCAAAUCGGGCGAAACGUUCGAUGUGUUCCCGCUGGUGACGCUGUGUGCACUGGACGUGAUAUGUGAAUCGGCAAUGGGAACUAAGGUGAAUGCGCAAAUCAACUCAGAAUCUCAGUAUGUGAAAGCAGUUAAGGAAAUCACCAACUUAAUACAAGUUCGUAUCUACGACUUUGUAAUAAGGUACGAGUUCUUCUUCCGCCUUUCUGCCAACCGGCGAAGGCAACGGAAAGCGUUAGCCAUCCUUCACGGCUACACGGAUAGCGUGAUCCGCGCAAGGCGUCAGGAACUGAAUGAAACAUUGACCGUGGAUAAGGCAAACGAUGAACACGACGAUCCGAUAGGGUUGAAGAAGAAGAUGGCAUUUUUGGAUAUGUUGCUGCAAGCGACGAUCGAUGGUCGUCCGCUGACGGAUCUGGAGAUACGUGAGGAGGUGGAUACGUUCAUGUUUGAGGGACAUGAUACGACGACAUCGGCCAUCAGCUUCAUAUUGCUAUGUAUGGCGAAAAAUCCCGAAAUUCAGGAGAAAGUGUUCAACGAGGUACGCAAUGUUGUGGGUGAUGAUCGCAAACAACCUGUUACCAUGGCGAUGUUGAACGAUAUGCAUUAUCUGGAUCUGGUGAUCAAGGAGACGCUCCGGUUGUACCCAUCGGUACCGAUGUUUGGAAGGAAAAUGUUACAAAAUACCGAAAUUAAUGGUAAAAUAUUCCCCGCUGGUAGCAAUGUGGUGAUGUUUCCGUUCUUCCUGGGACGCGAUCCCGAUUACUUCCCGAACCCGGAAAAGUUCGAUCCGGAGCGAUUCAACGUAGAAACGUCGGCCGAAAAGACAAACCCCUACCAGUAUGUACCGUUCAGUGCGGGACCACGGAAUUGCAUCGGGCAGAAGUUUGCGGUAGCGGAACUGAAAAGCCUUACCAGCAAAGUGUUGCGCAACUUUGAGAUACUACCAUCGGAAGAACCGCACGAAGAAACGUUUAUUGCGGAGCUUAUACUGCGCCCGGAACGUGUUUCGUCGCGAUCGUGAUCGAGAUUUAAGCGUGUGAAUUUGAAUGUUUUUUCUUCCUCAGAAUUUCUACGCAUCAUUGGUACGCUGUUGAAACAGUAUGGUGAUUGCUUUCGUGUCUGGCUCGGUACCCAGCUGGCGAUCGUCGUACUCGAUCCAAAGGAUAUUGAGGUAUUGUUGAGCAGUCCAAAAUAUAUCGAUAAAUCAACAGAGUACGACUUUAUACGACCAUGGCUGGGAGAAGGAUUGCUCACGAGUCGUGGACGAAAAUGGCACACACAUCGGAAGGUGAUUACGCCAACGUUUCACUUCAAGAUUCUCGAACAGUUUGUGGAGAUAUUCGAUCGUCAGAGUACAACCUUCAUCAAGAUGUUGCAACCGUUUGCCGAAUCGGGCAAAUCGUUCGACAUCUUCCCACAGGUGACACUGUGCGCAUUGGACGUAAUAUGUGAGUCAGCCAUGGGAACGAAAGUGAAUGCACAGAUCAACUCCACCUCAAGCUAUGUGCUAGCAGUGAAAGAGAUCACCAAUCUCAUUCAGCUGAGAUUUUACGACUUUCUCAUACGGUACGACAUUUUCUUUCGCCUGUCCGCAAACAGUCGGAAGCAAAAGAAGGUGCUAAAGAUUCUGCACGACUACACGGACAGUGUGGUUAAGGGACGGCGUCAGCAGUUGGAAGCUACCGCGCGCAGUGAAGAGAUGGAAGAGACAAGCGAUCAGGAUCUUGGCAUCAAGAAGCGUAUGGCGUUUCUGGACAUGUUGCUCCAAUCGACGGUUGAUGGUCGACCGCUGACGGAUCUGGAGAUACGUGAGGAGGUGGACACGUUCAUGUUCGAGGGACAUGAUACGACGACCUCGGCCAUUAGUUUUCUACUGCUUAGUUUGGCGAAAAAUCCCGACAUUCAGCAGAAAGUGUUUGAUGAGGUGCGAAACAUCGUUGGAGAUGAUCGUACGCGACCCGUCACCAUGCCGAUGCUGAACGAUAUGCACUAUCUGGAUUUGGUGAUCAAGGAAACGCUUCGGUUGUACCCAUCGGUUCCAUUGAUUGGAAGGAAAAUGUUACAAACAACUGAUAUCAAUGGGAAGAUCUUUCCAGCAGGAGCAAAUCUGAUCAUUAUGCCAUUCUUUCUUGGACGUGAUGAGCGCUAUUUCCCCGAUCCGGAACGGUUCGAUCCGGAGCGCUUUAAUGUGGAACGGUCGGCGGAAAAAACGAACCCAUACCAGUACAUCCCGUUCAGUGCGGGGCCACGGAAUUGUAUUGGACAGAAGUUUGCGAUCGCAGAGCUGAAGAGUUUGGUCAGCAAAGUGCUUCGUCAUUACGAGAUUUUACCACCAGCCGACAAGCAGGACGAAUCGUUCAUUGCGGAACUAAUUUUACGGCCCGAGCAUGGUGUGUUUGUCCGCUUGAAACCACGAGUUUAUUAAGAAUUAAGAGGAAUGUGUUUGUUAUGGCCAUAUUUAUUGAAUUUAAACAAAAACGAUCAAAAAAUUGAAAUACCAUUUUUUUAUAUCGAUCUAAUAAGAAUAUAUUGCUAAUG